AUGGUUAAAUGUGGAGCUUGUAAAUUCCUUUCUACGGCAGAGGCCGUUAAAUGCGGACAAUGUCCAGUACUAUAUCAUCGAGCUUGUGUUGGAGUCUCUGACCGCUCUAAGAUCCAUGAACGCUGGCAAUGUCCAGAGUGUAAAAAGACUGUGCCAAAGGGAAACAACUCUUCUACUCCAGUUAGGGCCAUGGUAGCCGAGAGUGAAAUUUUAAAUCCUGCAAUCUCCGGAACAAGCAGUGACUCAGAAAAAACUGCAACUAGCUCCCCUGAGUCUUUUCAUCGGGAACUGAUUCCAGAAAUUCGACUUUUCAGGGAGGAAUUAUUUAGGGUCAGGGAGGAGCUAAAAGACUUUCGGAGGGAUAUGGUUGAACUACGGGAAUCUUUAGUGAUGAGUAAUAAGAGAAUAGAUCAAAUGGAGAGCAGGAUUAGUAUUCUAGAACAGAAGACUCAAAGCAACAGUAACAAGAUGCCAAGGCCAAGAAAUGAGGAAAGAAAAAUUGGAAAACACAAAAAAGACGAUAUGAUGUCAGCAUUACUAAUGAUAGAAAAUGAUGAAGACAGUGAAACCAGUGAAGGUGAAGAUGUAAUUCUUGAAAGUGAAACCGAACUAGAAUCGGAUGAGGAAGAUGACCAAGGAUAUGAAAUUAUUGAUGAAGAUUUUCCUGAUUUACAGCGUAAGCCAAUAAUUAAUGAAUACGUGCUAGUCUUGCUGCAAUCUAAAAAAACGGGUUGUUUAUUACGUUGCGAAGAUUCUGGAAAUAGAAACUGA
Molecule: messenger RNA, 771 nt
Organism: Parnassius apollo (apollo)
Lineage: Eukaryota; Metazoa; Arthropoda; Insecta; Lepidoptera; Papilionidae
Source: the annotation of a GenBank genome assembly